Molecule: messenger RNA, 1773 nt
Organism: Trichophyton benhamiae CBS 112371
Lineage: Eukaryota; Fungi; Ascomycota; Eurotiomycetes; Onygenales; Arthrodermataceae
Exons: 4
Coding region: 1-1773 (590 amino acids)
Biological process (GO): L-serine biosynthetic process; dephosphorylation
Cellular component (GO): cytoplasm
Molecular function (GO): magnesium ion binding
Source: RefSeq, a predicted model, not a curated record
AUGGCACUGGCACAAACAAUCCAAUCUUCGGCUCGAGAGAGGCCUGUGGUCAUAGGAUUAUACGGAGUUUCUGGCUCUGGGAAGACUACCCUGCUGAAUCAACUGAGGAGGACCCUCAAGGAUGAUUUCCUGUUUUAUGAAGGCUCACAGGUUAUCGAUGAAGUAACCCCUGGAGGCCUCGCCCAGUUCAAAGCUUGGAGCAGAGAACGACAGAUGACAUCACGGAAAGCGGCAAUUGACUCGAUCCGGAUGACGUGCAUCCAAAGUGGAAAGGCAGCUAUUGUCUCUGGCCAUUUCAGCUUCUUCGAAGAAAAUGAAGGCAAAGUUGGGCCCCCGGUGAUUACUAGAGAUGACCUCGACACAUACACACACAUCCUUUACUUGAAUGUUCCGACUGAGGUAUUAUUUGAGCGCCGUGCUUUCGACUCGACUCGGGAUCGCCCUUAUAUCAGCACAGAGGAGCUACAUAUCAACAGCUUCAAUCUGGAGCGUGCCAAAGCAUGUCUAGACAUCAUUAUUGGUGACAAACCGCCGUUGAUGAUGCUUGUCUUGGAUGCAGACAAGACUUUAUCUGAAAAGGAUACCGGGGCAUUGUUCUGGGAAAAAGUUGGCUCAUCGAAGGCCAAAGGCGCCUCAUUGGAGGAUAUUUUCAGCAGUAAAUUAGGGUAUUCAUACGCUGCUUUCUGCCAGGCUGCAAUGCUCUAUGAAGAGUCAGGCGAUGACCAAGAGUUUGAUAGGUCUUGCAGCGAGGUGGCUGCAGGGGUAUCCAUGUAUCCUGAAUUUGUCUGUCUACUCCACCGUGUAGCGGAACAAGAGCAUGUUCAAGCUGUUGUCAUUACAUGCGGCAUAAAACGCGUGUGGGAAAUGGUUUUGGAGAAAGAACGGCUGUCUGGCAUUGUGAAAAUAAUUGGAAGUGGCCGGAUUACCGAAGGCCCGGUCAUUACGGGCAUCUGGGCGUUUGGUGACAGCCCAUUAGACCUGGAAAUGCUGAAGCUUGCAGACAGAGGCAUCGUUGUGGUUGGGCCAGAGGCAACCAGAAUUGUUUUACCUCCCACCACACCAAUGCCGCUUGAUUUCAAGAGACUUCCUUCAUUGGAUAUUACCGGCGCGGACUUCAUGGACUUUGUUCCAUUUCCUUCGCCGCCCUCCAUUCAGCUAACUCAUGCGACGGAAAAGAAUGCAGCUAAAUUGCUAAUGACCCAAAUGCAAAAUGCAAACGUUGCUGGUCCAAAUCUCUGCGAAGCUCAUAUGUCCGUGGGAAAGUAUCUGGCAAUUGAAUUUUUGUCUGAGGCUAUUGGCGUUGACGAGUAUUCCAUUCCACAUGUUCUGGGCCAUGAGACAAAUGGUCAUCAGCUAUACCACGAAAGUCAGACGCUGAUUGUGGCGGUGAUGCGCGCAGGAGAACCUAUGGCUCGUGGAGUUUGGGAGAGCUUUCCCAAGGCAUCUUUUCCUCAUGUGAAAUCUCCAGAGGAUAUUAAGCCUCACCAUGUACAGGGGAAAGUCACCAUCAUCAUAGUUGACUCGGUGAUCAAUAGCGGCAAGACAGUAGCCGAGUUUCUAGGACGGAUCCAAAUCUUACACUCUACCGUCCGCAUUGUGGUGGUUGCUGGUGUCUUUCAGGCAGAAUGCAUCUCCAGACGAGCGCUCACGCAAAAGCUUCGCUACGGAGCAAAAGUGACUGUCGUUGCUCUCCGGGUAUCACAGAACAAGUAUACAGGCAGAGGCUCUACCGACACCGGAAACCGGCUUUUUAACACGACCUCCUUGCCUUGA